AUGGGAUCCCUCCUCAGGAAGCUCGACGAGAUACUGCGUACUGAAGAGAGGGCACAGGGACUCAUAGGCGAUCUUCGCAUCAUAAGCACCAAGAUGGAGAAGCUAUCAGAGGUACACAGCCCUCCCCGUACGGUGAAAUACUGGAUGAUUGAAGUGCGUGAAUUGUCGUACGACAUGGAGGUCUGCGUGGACCGGUUCGUCCAUGCCAGACAGCCAGAAUAUUUGCCAGCUAAGGUAGCGUGGAUUUUGGCCUGGAUUAAAGAGAUCUUGGGAUUUGAGGCUCGCGUGAAGGAGGUUAACGAAAGAUGUGAGAGGUACAAUCUUGUUAACGAAUACUGCAAAAAUCAUCACAAUCCUGCGAAAAUUGUAGUGAGCCAUCAUCUUCGAACUCUGUACAAAGAACCCGAUCCUGUCGGCAUGGAAGAGCCAACAAACAACCUUCUUGAGUGGCUGAUGCCGAGGGGACAUGGUGAGGAAGACCUCAAGCUCAAGGUUCUUUCCGUUCUUGGUGACGAAGGAGUUGGUAAAAGCACGCUUGUCAAAAGACUGGCAAGAAUCAUCGCAAGAUAA
This is a messenger RNA of Miscanthus lutarioriparius, 570 nucleotides long. NCBI's taxonomy places the organism in Eukaryota, Viridiplantae, Streptophyta, Magnoliopsida, Poales, Poaceae. The record is from the annotation of a GenBank genome assembly.